Messenger RNA from Ochlerotatus camptorhynchus, 2622 nucleotides. RefSeq names its product insulin-like growth factor-binding protein complex acid labile subunit. Gene Ontology annotation, molecular function: protein binding. The transcript has a single exon. Lineage: Eukaryota; Metazoa; Arthropoda; Insecta; Diptera; Culicidae. The record is from RefSeq and is a predicted model, not a curated record. Bases 548 to 2353 code for a protein of 601 amino acids.
UGGUCAGCACACUUUUAUCACUUGACGAUCGGCUCGUGCAUCGUUGCUACUGCUGCUGCUUUUGUAAGUCUUGAGCUGAACGAAAGGCGCGCGCCCUCAGAUUUGGGUGAAAUUUGGAUAGAAGGCGGUUUAUCAUUUGGUGGAAAUUGCUUUGCGAAGGACGACGACAAAGCCGAGAAGAAAUCUCUAGAGUGCGAGUGGUUUUUUUUAAGUGGACUAGAAUUUUUAUGUUUUCAUUAUUGCGGAGACAAUUUUCGUAAGAGAGACACCAGAGGAGUUAGAGCCGUGGACAGUGCAGAGGAAAAUGUGUCGAUGAAGUGUUUGUUUACAAAACAAUGUCUUGAUGAAGCGGGUUUUGGCUGCUGUGGCCCAUAUGUGAGCGAAGCGGUUGGAGAAGAAGCGAAUUAUUGUGUUAAGUGCCUUUCUCUAAUUUAUGAUUAACAUUUGAAAUAGUUGGAAGAUAACUGACGUUGAAGAGUGCUGUUGCGGCUUGAAAGAAGAGAGUAGAUGUUAGCGAAGAGAAGCUGAAAAGACCUGGAUGUAAAUCAUGAAGUCGCAAGUGGUCGUGAUUGUAACGGUGGUGCUGGCAGUGAUGGUGCCGGUGAUUAGGUCCAUCUCGUACUGCCCCAACAGUUGUACGUGUGACGACGAGAAGCUGCACGUGACGUGUGGCGAAGGGACAUUGGAUGUUCUGCCAAUUGCAUUGAAUCCUUCGAUUCGCCGGUUGGUCAUCAAGUUCCACAAGAUUCGGUCGGUUGAUACGUCGAUUCAGUUCUACACCGAACUGACCAUGCUUGAUCUGAGCUACAAUCAUCUGUUGAACAUUCCGGAGACGAUCUUUAUGUAUCAAACAAAGCUACUGCAGCUGCAUUUGAACAACAACAAGAUUGGAGCGCUGAGCAAUAAAACGUUCGAAGGAAUGACGGAGCUGAGGGUGUUGAAUCUACGAGGGAACUUCAUCGAUCAGAUUACCAGUGAAAUGUUCAAAGUGCUACCAAAGCUGGAGGAGUUGAAUCUCGGGGGUAAUCGGAUCGGCCAGUUGGAUCCGGAGGCUUUCGAAGGUUUAGGUGAACUACGGGUGUUAUACUUGGAUGAUAACGCAAUCAAAACCAUUCCAACGCUUUCUUUAACUCCGUUGAAGACUUUGGCGGAGCUUUACAUGGGAACUAACUCCCUAUACAAGAUCCAACCAGGAGCGUUCGAAGGACUGCAGUCACUGAGAAGAUUGGAUAUCCACGGUUCAAUGUUGGUAAACAUUACGAUCGAUACGUUCCGAGGAUUGGAGAACAUUCGCUCUCUGGAUCUGUCGGAUAACCACCUGCUUAAGGUUCCAACAGUCCAGAUGAGCGCUCUCAAGCGCCUGGAAGAUUUAGUCAUCGGUCAAAACGACUUUGACGUAGUUCCCGAAGGAGCCUUUUUCGGCCUAAGUAAUCUCAAGAGCAUUGACAUCUCCGGUGCAUUGAAUCUUAAGUGCAUCCAGUCGGGAGCAUUUUCAGCCAAUCCCAAUCUGGAAUCGAUCACCAUCGCUUCCAAUAAGGAACUCCUAGAACUGGACGAGGGAGCCUUCUCCGGAUUGCCACAUAUCAAAAAGGUUAUCCUUCGGGAUAACAAAAUUUCCACCUUCCGAGAAGAACUGCUGCCCUGGAAACACCUAACCGAAUUUGACGUCUCAGAAAACCCACUUAGCUGUGAUUGUCAAAUGUUGUGGCUUCGAAAUCUGCUGCACCGGAAGAACAUCGAAACCGAUGAAGCUCAAAUUGUGUGUGUCUUCCCCGAUCGACUACAUGGUGAGCCUCUACGGGAAAUCUCUGCCGAAAUGCUCGGUUGCAAGCAUCUCCAAUCCAAGGAACGUGCAAUUUUUGGCGCCAUCAUUGUUGCCUCUGCUGCCACUGUCACAACCUUCGUUCUGAUCGUCUACCGACUGCGGCAUCGAAUCCUGGAAACGUUUCGGCGCCACUGGCGAGCCAGUAAGCGGGACACCCUCCAAGAGGAAAAGGACAUGGAGAUCCAAAAGACGCUCGGUGAAGGCGACUGUCAUCAGCCUCAUUGCAACAUCUACACCUACAACUACCACCCGGUGUUCAGGAACCAUCAGCACCCCUCGUCCCUGUACGCCGGGGGUCAAUACUCUCUCCCGUUUCCCCGCUACCAGUCCCACGGAGGAACUCCACAGCCGCAGUCCCAGCAGUUUCAUCAACAGCAGAUGCAACCACUGCCUCAAACGCCGGCGUCCAGCUCGUCGACGACCUCUACCCUGGUCAUGCCGAGCCAACCGGGCCAGAGCGCGACCAUCUACUCACCGCAGUACGCCCAUCACAUAUACGAAGUUCCGAAGAACGUUUCGGACACUUAGGCAAACGCAGGUAGACUUUAUUCCCUACAAUUGUUUCGUUUGAUAAGACGCACCCACACACUCACAGACUCAGAUCCCUUGAUUGUUACUAGUGGUGUAGAUUAAGCGCAUUAAGAAGAUGUAUAAAUUUAUUGACUAAUAUAUGGAGUGCCCGAGGACGAAUGCAAGUGAGGACGAACUUUGUGGAGCAAAACGAGUCAUAUCGAGAAUUUUUCCGGCAGUAUUCAUCACCUUAGUCUUAAAGUCACAAACUCACACCCACACACACA